This is a messenger RNA of Callorhinchus milii (elephant shark), 3357 nucleotides long. RefSeq names its product glutamate receptor, ionotropic, AMPA 4a (gene gria4a). Gene Ontology annotation, biological process: modulation of chemical synaptic transmission; monoatomic ion transport; synaptic transmission, glutamatergic. The record is from RefSeq and is a predicted model, not a curated record. Gene Ontology annotation, molecular function: AMPA glutamate receptor activity; transmitter-gated monoatomic ion channel activity involved in regulation of postsynaptic membrane potential. The transcript has 16 exons. The coding region runs from base 71 to 2785 and encodes 904 amino acids. Lineage: Eukaryota; Metazoa; Chordata; Chondrichthyes; Chimaeriformes; Callorhinchidae. Gene Ontology annotation, cellular component: postsynaptic membrane; AMPA glutamate receptor complex; plasma membrane.
CCUCCCUGUGUGUGUGUGUGUGUGGUGUGUGCCAUCCUCAAUGCCUCUCGAUCAAAUCUAACAGAAGAAGAUGAGGGAGGUCGACAGGCAGAUUGUUUUGCUUUGCUCUGGCUUUCUGGGGCUUGCUAUGGGAGCCUUUCCCACCAGUGUUCAAAUAGGAGGGCUCUUCAUGAGAUAUUCUGACCAGGAGUACAGUGCAUUUCGCUUUGCAAUUUAUCUUCACAAUACCAACCCCAACACGACUGAAGCACCUUUCAAUUUGGUUCCUCAUGUGGACAACAUUGAAACAGCCAACAGUUUUGCUGUAACAAAUGCCUUUUGUUCUCAGUACGCCAGGGGAGUAUUUGCCAUCUUUGGCAUGUAUGACAAGAGGUCAGUGCACACGCUGACAUCGUUCUGCGGAGCGCUGCACAUAUCCCUGAUCACGCCGAGCUUCCCGACGGAGGGAGAGAGCCAGUUUGUGCUGCAACUGAGGCCAUCUUUGAGGGGGGCACUGCUCAGCCUGCUCGACCAUUAUGAGUGGAAAAAGUUUGUCUUUUUGUACGACACGGACAGAGGUUAUUCCAUACUGCAGUCGAUUAUGGAAAAAGCGGGUCAGAACGGCUGGCAAGUCAGUGCUAUCUGUAUUGAGAAUUUUGAUGAUGCAAGCUAUCGACGUCUUCUAGAAGAUUUGGAACGAAAGCAGGAAAAGAGAUUUGUGGUAGAUUGUGAAGUAGAGAGACUGCACAACAUUAUGGAACAGAUUGUAAGUGUUGGAAAACAUGUCAGAGGUUACCACUAUGUCCUGGCCAACCUGGGCUUCAAAGAUAUAGCCUUAGACAGAUUCAUGCACGGAGGAGCUAAUGUGACAGGCUUCCAAAUAGUGGAUUACAGCAAACCCAUUGUUACUAAGUUCAUGCAGCGCUGGAAAAAACUGGACCAGAGAGAAUUUCCUGGGACGGACAAUGCUCAAUUGAAGUACACAUCUGCACUGACAUAUGAUGGAAUACUUGUCAUGGCUGAAGCCUUCCGCUACCUCCGAAGACAGCGGAUUGACAUUUCAAGAAAAGGCAAUGCUGGAGAUUGUCUCGCUAACCCUGCUGCUCCUUGGAUCCAAGGUAUUGACACAGAAAGAGCACUGAAACAGGUGCGGAUCCAGGGUUUAACGGGAAAUGUUCAGUUUGACAACUACGGACGUCGGACAAACUUCACGAUAGAUGUACUUGAGCUGAAAAACACAGGCCACAGGAAGAUUGGCUACUGGAAUGAUGUGGACAAGCUAGUGCUGAUUCAGAACGAGAUGUUGUUCCCGAAUGAUUCUUCUGCCUUGGAAAAUAGAACAGUGUAUGUCACCACAAUUCUGGAGGGACCUUAUGUCAUGCUAAAGAAAAACCAUGACACUAUGGAAGGUAAUGACAGGUAUGAAGGCUAUUGCGUGGACCUGGCUUCAGAAAUCGCCAAGCACAUUGGUAUCAAAUAUGAACUUAAAAUUGUUCCAGACGGGAAAUAUGGAGCGAGGGAUCCAGAAACCAAAAUCUGGAACGGAAUGGUGGGAGAGCUCGUUUAUGGGAGAGCACAGAUUGGGGUGGCACCUCUGACCAUUACUUUAGUACGAGAAGAGGUCAUCGACUUCUCCAAGCCCUUUAUGAGCCUGGGUAUUUCCAUCAUGAUCAAGAAGCCACAGAAGUCCAAGCCUGGAGUCUUCUCUUUUCUUGACCCGCUGGCGUACGAGAUUUGGAUGUGCAUCGUUUUCGCCUACAUCGGAGUCAGCGUGGUCCUGUUCCUGGUCAGCAGAUUUAGCCCCUACGAAUGGCACACCGAAGAGCCAGAAGACGGUCAGGAUUCUCCACCUAGCGACCAACCCCCUAAUGAGUUUGGCAUCUUUAACAGUCUUUGGUUUUCUCUGGGUGCCUUUAUGCAACAAGGAUGCGAUAUUUCGCCAAGAUCUCUGUCUGGACGUAUUGUUGGAGGAGUCUGGUGGUUCUUCACUCUGAUUAUAAUUUCCUCCUACACGGCCAAUCUCGCUGCCUUCUUGACUGUAGAGCGAAUGGUCUCUCCUAUCGAAAGUGCUGAAGAUCUUUCAAAGCAAACAGAGAUUGCCUAUGGAACACUGGACUCGGGUUCGACAAAAGAAUUUUUCAGGAGAUCCAAAAUAGCAGUUUAUGAGAAAAUGUGGGCCUACAUGAAAUCAGCAGAACCAUCUGUCUUCACCAAAACCACUGCCGAGGGUGUGGCACGGGUCCGUAAAUCCAAGGGCAAGUUCGCAUUCCUCCUGGAGUCCACCAUGAAUGAGUAUAUCGAGCAGAGGAAGCCAUGUGACACAAUGAAAGUAGGAGGCAACCUGGAUUCCAAAGGAUAUGGAGUGGCAACACCUAAGAGCUCCCCAUUAAGAAAUGCUGUUAACCUCGCAGUUUUAAAACUGAAUGAACAAGGACUCUUGGACAAAUUGAAAAACAAAUGGUGGUACGACAAAGGAGAGUGUGGCAGCGGGGGAGGUGACUCCAAGGACAAGACGAGCGCUUUGAGCCUCAGCAACGUGGCUGGAGUCUUCUAUAUUCUGGUCGGAGGCCUUGGUUUGGCAAUGCUCGUGGCUUUGGUAGAAUUCUGUUACAAGUCCAGAGCAGAGGCGAAGAGAAUGAAGCUGACUUUUUCAGAAGCCAUGAGAAACAAAGCCAGAUUAUCCAUUACUGGAAGUGUUGGAGAAAAUGGCCGUGUAUUAACUCCAGACUGCCCAAAGGCUGUGCACACCGUUCCUACCAUUAGACAGAAUCCAGGAUUGGCUAUAGUAGCAUCGGAUCUACCAUAAAAACCAAAUACUAUCUGAGUGCCUUAAAACAAAAAGAUACAAAGCAGUGUCGGGGACUAAUGGUAAAACAGCACAGACUGUGAGAUCAUCGUGAGGUUCCUCGUUUAAUGUGAAGAGAGAGUGGGAGAAGAGCUCCCUGAAAGGGAUCAUCAUCAGGAAAAAGUGUGCAUGAGCUUGGUUUCAAAACAGUCCAAUUCUGAUUUAACAUCAGAAAACUUCUGUCAGGGUUGCAGAAAACAUGAACAACACAACCGAAAACCUUUGCAGAGAUAUGUGCCAAUAAAGGGAUUCAUUGCUAGUAGAAAGAUAUGAAGAACCCAUCGCUAGAAGAAAUUAAACUUGGCUUUUGUUUUGACGUACAUUAUGAAACAACAGACAAUGAACCUAUUAGCCUGCGUCUAAAUUUCAGAAUAUCCAUAGAGUAAAAGGGGAGCGAACCACUUAUACUGGAAAAACAAAUCACUCAACCACGGAGGAAAGUAAUAAAUAUGUAAAAUCUGUGAAAAUAUUACUGCAAAUGUUAUCUUUUCUUGUAAAAAAAAUGUUUUUCUUUGAAAAGGAACAAAAUAAAA